Saccharomycodes ludwigii is the source of this 3789-nucleotide messenger RNA. It is a transcript of the gene FAR11, whose product is annotated as Far11p. Gene Ontology annotation, cellular component: cytosol. The transcript has a single exon. Bases 1 to 3789 code for a protein of 1262 amino acids. The record is from RefSeq and is a predicted model, not a curated record. Gene Ontology annotation, biological process: cytoskeleton organization. NCBI's taxonomy places the organism in Eukaryota, Fungi, Ascomycota, Saccharomycetes, Saccharomycodales, Saccharomycodaceae.
AUGCUUCAUUCAAACCAAACCUAUUCACAUUCUUCCGUGUCAACCCAUUCUUCUCCUUCAUCAUCGUCAUCUUCUUCUUCCUUGCCAUCCCGUUCUUCAUCUUCCCCUUCAAAUUUAUCAGUAGAUUCCCCUAAGGAAGAAGAUAUAAACAAUGGAGUAAAUUAUGAUUAUGUGACAUAUGAUAUUGCAGAUCAGCUUCCUACUACCGAAGAACAAUAUAUUGAAGAAUUAGAGAAGAGAUUACAACAGUCGUUGGACAGAGAUCCAAAUAAUAUGCCCGACAAUAAUAGUAUUUUAAAAAGCAUUAAUCCCAGAAAAGAAGAUGACCAAAUGCAUAGUUCGUUUUCUAACGUUAACGACAUUAAUAUCAAUCCUGUUGCAAUUCAUGGUGCAUCUUCAGGAAUAACAUUUCAAAUACCUAAACGAGUUAGUAGUCCAAAGUUACUAAGAACCAAAUCUCAACCGUCCUCAUCAAACUCUUUACGUUCAUUAGCAAAAUAUAAAGAGGAAUCAUUCUUACCGCUAUCCUCCUCGUCUUCCUCUUCAUUGAAUAAUAAGCCUUUGUCAUCUUCGUCCUCUUCACUAUUGAAAAGAAAACAAGAUAAUAUAGAGACAAAUAAUACAAUUUUAAACGAAACAGCGAACAGAAAAAACAGAAGCAAAACUAUUACUAAAAAAAUUGAUAAACAGGAUAUAGAAGAAGAGUCGAAAGACGUUAAUACUAAUAAAAUUAAGGAUGAUACUAGAAAAUAUAAUGCUUAUAAUGUUAAGCGAGUACCUAAGUUUGAAAUUAACCUUGGGGAGGACGAAGAAGAAGAAGAAGAAGAAGAAGAAGAAGAAGAAGAAGAACACAACCGACAACAACAACAACAUGGAGAAGAUGAUGAUGAUGAUGAUGACGAUGACGAUGACGAAUUUAAUAUUAUACAAGAAAAGGAGCCAGAAGAGCAUAUAAAAAUAAACGAAUUAGAUUUUGAUAAUGAAGAUGAAAUAAGUGAAAUCAGAAAUGAGGAGUUACCAGAUUUCAGAGAUUUUGAGCAAACUGAAGAAGAAGAUGAGGAAGAUGAAAAUAACGAUUUUGCAAAAGUCGAUGAAAUUGACGGCCCCAUUUCCAAUUCUCCCAAUAAUAAUUAUGAUGAUUCCACCACAAAUUUGACAGUGCAUAGAGAUAUUCCUUUAAUUCUGGAUCAAAAUAUUGGAUCUUAUAAUAACAGUAAUAAUAAAGCACACUUGAAUACAUAUAAUAAAGAUCACGACGCUAAUUCUACGCAAAUAUACAAAAAUGACUCUGAAUAUUUAGCGUGUCCAUCUAGUUACCUUGAUAAAGACUAUAACAUUCCAGUAGCUAGUGAUUUACAAAAACAAUUGGAUAAACGGGCAUCUGAGAUUAUGCAAAGUGCAGAACAUAACAAUUUUUAUGGGAAACAAUACAAUGGUAUUUAUCAACCUUUAACAAAGCCUCUACUGAAUUGGGAAUAUAAGAGCGUAUAUUCUAUAAACCAUGAAGUUUCAUCUUGGUUCCACUCUUUAGGUGAUUACAGAUUAAUUGAACAGGCAAUUUGUUCUAUUGAAGAUAUAGAUACAAUAUUAGACUCCUUAAUUGCUGACGACAUUGUAAAUUGGACCAAGAUAGCAUAUUACUCCAUGGGUGUUUAUGGUAAAUGUUCCAAAGUCAAUGAAUUAGAAAGAAGUUUGAUUGAAAACAAUUUGAAUCUAAAUAGAAAGGCAGGCUUGAAAAUUUUGAAAAUAUUUAAAGAACAUCUGAUAUUGUGCAGGGAUUCCAAGAAAAAAUUAACCAAUUACACUAAUCUACUAAAAUUGUCUUCUACCGUAGUCUAUUUAAUGAUAACUGUGGCGCUAUCAAAACGUCGGGAUUAUUCAUCUACUAAUGAUGACAGAGUGAGUGAAAUAACUGAAUUGUGCGACAUUAUAGAUGAUUUAGAUUUGUUAGUGUUUUUAUUACAGUAUAUAGAGCAUUGGAGAUGGCACAGUCGUCUGGCUAUGAGAAUUCGUGAUGUCAUUCAAAUUUUAUACAAGUUAAUUGUCUUACAAUUCGGGGAUGAAACUAUUUUCAAGAAUGCAGAAAAAUAUUGCUAUAAAAAAAAUGGUAUUCCGUUUCCAGGAUAUGAUGAUCUUGCUGAUGUAAAGACAGGAAGUGGUCCAGGAAAAACAAAAUAUCCCUCCACCAAUUUUGAACAGUCAUCUAAGUUAAAAGUUAAUCCAGUUCAGUUUGAAUCAUUUAAAGAAGACAUUACUUCCAGAUUCCCAGUCGCAGAAUUAGAUUCAUAUAUGGAAGAAAACUUUGAUAAUCCAAAUUCCUUAGCGCAGUUUUUAGAAAUUACAAGACCCAAGUCUAAAAACAUUUUAAAUAAUAAUCUACCGGCCCCACAACAGGAUUUGCAGCUAUCUGGAAAAAUUGUACAUACUCCAUAUCCAUCACCCUUGUUGGAACCUAUGUCUAUGAUGUCUAAUAAUAAUGUAUCUAACAAUACUAAUUUUGUCGGAGGCAUGAAAAAAAGUAAUGGUAAAAAAACCUUUCAAGUAAAUUUGGCCUAUCCCUUUGUUUUCCCAGUCAAUGAGCCUACGAAUUUCCAUGAAUUGCCAUACAAUGUUCAGGAGGCCAUGGAUAUAAUGACUCAUAGUGUUCAAGAAACUUUGGAAAGUGUUCAACUAUCCUAUGAAAAAACUUUAUUUAUGGAAAAAGAACGUGGUUGGUUAGAUCCAAGUCAAGACAAGAGAGUUCCUCAAAAAUUUUGCUAUGAACAAGACAUCAACACUAACCAAAACGCCAAAAUUAUGAAAAGGAUUGAAAGGUUGUAUGAAGGUGGACUACCAACCUUUAACUCUUUGAUUUACGUUGUCCUUCAAAUCAUUGAAACGAAUUUAAAUAAUAAAAAUUAUGAUAGCACCAACAGUUCCCAAAAAGCUAUUUUAAAAAGCAAAACCACUGUUUUGGCAUCUUCUUUGGGCAUAGUUUAUUUAUUAUGCAAAUGGUUCAGGUUGAGUCAUAUAUGCAAAUUUGAAUAUUUUAUCACUUUGAUUUAUGAUUCCAAGUAUGUUGAUAUAUGUGCAUCUUUAAUUGAAAAUAAUUUUGUUAUUGACCGUUAUAAUUCUAUUUUUAAUGUGGAAAAUGAUAUAAAUGAUUUUUGGACAUAUUGUUCUAAAUACUUUAAAAAAAGUGAUGGCAUUUUAGAAGCACAGGAAAGAACAAAACUUAAUGUGGGUAUUAAUACUACUAACGACGCUAGUAUAGUUAGCAACGAUAAUAAUAAAAAAACUGAUUUUGAUAGUGACGAUGAGGGAGAGGGGAUAAAUGGGUCGUACUCUGAAGAUGAUCAUGAUUUAAACAUAAUAUAUUUAAAUGUAGAAUUUUAUUCCUUGUCUUUGCUUCAGCAGUUGUUAGGUAAAAGAACGCAGAGAUUGAAGGAUUUACCCCUAACUAUUGGGACAGCUUUUAAGAAACUAUAUCAAAUUUUUAAUCUAACCUUAUAUGAUCCUGUUUUAAAGAUAAUAAAAGAAUUGACCCCUUUCAAAAAUAAAAAGUGGAAGAGCGAACACAUGGAUCUAAUUUCUGGUGUUUAUUUAUAUCAAAAAUUAGAUUUGUUAGAUAAUUGGGUAACUGGUAAGGAUAUCAAUGGUGAAAUUAAUGAUGCAUGUGGUGAAGAGAUUGCAUUACGUGCCUUGUUACAAUUUUACAAUUUUAGACAUUACAAAUCUCAAAUGGAAGUGUUUGGUUAUGCCGAAAAAAAAAAUGAUGGGAUUUUUACAAGAGAAACUGAACAAUCAUAG